Zychaea mexicana is the source of this 603-nucleotide messenger RNA. Its product is annotated as HAD-like domain-containing protein. Gene Ontology annotation, molecular function: phosphoprotein phosphatase activity. The transcript is spliced from 4 exons. The record is from RefSeq and is a predicted model, not a curated record. Gene Ontology annotation, cellular component: plasma membrane. Lineage: Eukaryota; Fungi; Mucoromycota; Mucoromycetes; Mucorales; Lichtheimiaceae. The coding region runs from base 1 to 603 and encodes 200 amino acids.
AUGAUUCGUUUAUUACCACCUGUAGCAGCAGAGCAUGUUGGACGGAAAUGUUUGGUACUUGAUUUGGAUGAAACAUUGGUGCAUAGUUCUUUCAAAAUAAUACCCCAUCCUGAUUUCAUCGUGCCCGUGGAAAUCGACAAUCAAUACCAUAAUGUAUAUGUGCUCAAGCGGCCGGGCGUGGAUGAGUUUAUGCGGAAAAUGGGUGAAAAGUAUGAAAUUGUUGUGUUUACAGCAAGUCUUUCCAAGUACGCGGAUCCUGUUUUAGAUAAGCUUGACAUCCACAAGGUGGUCAAGCACAGGCUGUUUAGAGAAGCCUGCUGUAAUCAUAAAGGCAACUACGUCAAGGAUCUGUCGCAUCUGGGACGUGAUCUCACAGACACAAUGAUUCUUGACAAUUCGCCAGCAAGCUACAUUUUCCACAAUGCGAACGCAGUACCAGUAUCCACGUGGUUCAAUGACCCGCAUGAUACGGAACUUACAGACUUGGUGGCCUUCUUGGAAGACUUGACGCUUGUAGACGACGUUACCAUGGUCUUGGACAACACGCUUUCGGAUCUCCCAUUCUCCUCCUCCGGCUUUCCUUCUUCCUUGCCCCAGCAAUAG